Echinops telfairi (small Madagascar hedgehog) is the source of this 2847-nucleotide messenger RNA. It is a transcript of the gene CCDC110, whose product is annotated as coiled-coil domain containing 110. The record is from RefSeq and is a predicted model, not a curated record. The transcript has 6 exons. The coding region runs from base 1 to 2847 and encodes 948 amino acids. NCBI's taxonomy places the organism in Eukaryota, Metazoa, Chordata, Mammalia, Afrosoricida, Tenrecidae. Gene Ontology annotation, cellular component: cytoskeleton.
AUGAGCAGUCAUAGGCACACCCAUGCGGAUCGCAAUUUCUUGGAAACAAUCAAGAAUUCUGCUGACGAAUGGAUACACAAACUCGAGGACAUCCUCACAAAGGAAGAUUAUACGUCCUUUAAAAAUAAUGGCAUGUCUGUCAAACACCUAAUGGCAUGGACAAAAUUGAAGGACAUUAUGCUCAGUAAAGUUAGUUUCAUGAAGAGCACGGCCGCGCUCUCAGCCCUGCGCCCCAUCCCGCCGGGCGUGGCUCCAGCGCGCCCUCCGGUGGCUUCUUACAGGCGCCGCGUCCGAAAUCUCCACGCCCACCUUGCCCCCCUCUCCGCGCCCCGCUUCUAUUCCAGGCAGAUUUACUGUUCGGUUACAGAAGCGCAUCUUGAGGAAGACAAUGAAGUUGACUCCGUUCUCCUCACAGCCUCCAAGAUCCUAAAUGCCUCUGAGGGGGUAAAGGGCAGCGGUGAAAAUGAAGCAGAAUGUGGCUACAGAGCAGAAUCAGAAACUCAAGUCCAACCGCGAUCAGCGUUGAAAGCUCUUCAGCAUCAACUGGAAUCAUUUCAGGCUCUCCGAAUACAGACUUUGCAGAAUGUUAGCAUGGUGCAAUCUGAAAUCAGUGAAAUAUUAAACAAAAGUAUUAUUGAAGUAGAAAAUCCACAAUUGACACCAGAAAGAAAUCAAGCUUCCAGGACACUCAUUGCAAAUGAUUUGCCUACAGAGGACGAAGAAGAAACCUUCUCUGGGGGAGAAACGCACCACAGUGAGGACUCCAGAUCUCUUCAGUCCGCAGAAGAAAAGCUAAGGAGUGACAGUGCUAACAGUGUCUCUCAAGAUCGAAGCACUCCCUCCCACAUACAUUUCAAGGACACACUAGCGCUGAGAACAUCAACAGAUAACAUUACAGCGUCAAAUGUAAGUGUGAACACUGCAGGAAGUGCCAACAUGCUGAAAAACCUUAACAAUCGCUAUAGUUUCCCGCCUAACCCACCUGAGAACGGAGUGUCCCCAGCUGUUACGGUCGUUCUGGACGAAUCCACAAUUACGCUGCCUUUUCUCAAGCACGGACGUUGUGAAAACCUGGAUGACAUCUGCCAUUCUAUCAAACACAUGAAGGAAGAGCUUCAAAAGUCACACGAUCGGGAACUGGCACUUACAAAUGAACUUCAGACUUUAAAAAUGGAUACAAAUGUGCAGAGUAAGGACAAAUAUGAUCUGUCCCCCAUUCACAAAGAAAAAGCUAAUUUUGUUAAGGAAGAAGAUAUUGAAAAUAUCUUAAGUGAAGAUAAAAAAUCUAAAAGAAUUAAAGAAUUGGAGGCAUUGAUAAACAAAUUACUUCCACUCCGACAAACAGUAUCAAAAGUUCACGUGAAUUUUUGUAGGAAGUGUAAAAAAUUAUCUAAGAGUGAAUUGCACAGGGGAAAGAAGAGUGAGAAACAUAAUAUAGACAGUCCCAUCACUGGCAAGGAUCUUACAGAUUUAAGAUGCUGUUCUAGGGCCACAGGAGAUACGUUUUCAUUCCUUGAGCAAACAAAACACACAAAGAAAGACAAAGACAUGCAGUCAUUCAUAGUAAAAAAAGGACCAGCUGUCUAUGAAAGUGAGAAGACAACUAAAGUUCAUUCUGUGACUGAGCAGUGUGUUGCAAAAAUUCAUUAUUUACAGAAUUACCUAAAAGAAUCUCUGCAGCUACAAAAACAAGUGGCAGAACUAGAGAAUGAAAAUCGAACUCUUAAAACCAAAAUAAAGCCUCUUGUCUCUACCACACAAUCUCUGAUUCAGAAAAUUGACACGUAUGAAAAGCAACUUAAGAAGUUGUCUGAAGAAAACAACACUAUUCAAUGCAAGUUGACCAAAUCAGAAGAAGAUGGCGAAGAGUAUCUUAAAGAAUUGAAAAAUAUGAUCCGUAACUACAAUGUCCUCCAAUGUCAAAAUAAAACUCUGGAGGAAAAAAACAGUCAACUUUCUCUGGAGAAACAACAACUGAUAGAAUCGUUAGAUCAACUAAAAAGCAAGGAACACAAAACUCAAAAUGAUUUUGCCAUUGUCAGUAAUGAAAAUAACCGAAUGAGCAUAGAAAUGGAAUCAAUGAAAACAAAUGUUCGAUUGCUAAAAGAUGAAAAGGAAAUGCUAGACAAAAAAACAUACCAACUUCUAAUGGACAAAAGCUCCCUGGAACAGGAAUUAAAAGAAAGCCAGCUGGAAAUACUGCAACGAAGAGAGACAGAGAGGCUGGUGAAAGCUGAGCAAGAGACCCUUCUUCAAAUAAUAGAGACACUUAAAAGCGAAAAACUUGAUCUUGAAACAGCAUUAGAAGAAUCUACUGCUGUGAGACAAAUGAUGGAGAGAGAAGUGGAGAAUUUUCAAACGUAUCAAAACACUGCACAAGAGACUUUCCUCAAAGAAAUAAAAAAUGCCAAAUCCGAAGCAAAUAUUUAUAAGAAUAGCUUGUCAGAAACAACCAAGGAAUGUGAAAUGUUGUCCAAAAUGGUGAUGGAAAUCAAAACGGAUAAUCAGAUUCUAAAAGAAGAACUGAAGAAACACAGUCAAGAAAACGUCAAAUUUGAAAACAGCAUCAGCAGGCUCACUGAAGACAAACUACUGCUAGAGAACUACGUGAGAAGCAUACAAAACGAGAGGGACGCCAUGGAAUUUGAGAUGCGGAAUCUUCAACGGGAAUAUUUUCAUUUGAACGAUAAAAUAGGUAAUCAGCAUAAUGACCUACCAAAAAUGACUUAUAUCUCAAGAAGGGAGAAAUACCAUUUUGACAACUCUGACGGUUAUGAAGAAACUUCCAGCCCUAGGAGCAGAACUUUAGCGUCUGAUUUGAAAGGUGUGUAUAUUGUAGUAGAUUAG